AUGAAUUCGAUUCUUAAAAGAGGGGAUAUAUAAAGUAUUUAAGAAAUAUGAGUUCUAGAUAAAAGCAAACCAAAGAUCUCUAAUAACACUGGAUUACCUCCACUUCUUUCUCCAAGAAUACAAAUUGAUCCCUCCAUGACUACAAAAAUUCCAUUAACCUUUCGAUCACCUUCUACAUUGAAAAAGUUAUCCAUUGAGAAGAAAGAAGAUAAUAGACCAGUUACAGAUAAUUCAUAAAAAUAGAAAAGCUAUUCAUCAGUAAAAAAAUCAAAAGUUUAAGGAAUGAUAAUUAGGAAACUCUAUAAUCAUCAAGUCAAAUUUGUUAAAUCAAAUACAGAAUCUUAAGAAAUGAAUAAAUUUUAAAGUCCAGCUAUUAGGAUGAUUGAAUUUCCAAUUAAUGGUAUUAAAUAAUAUUAUCAAAGACUUUCAGGAUGAUACCAUUAUAAAGGAAGAGGCUGCAUCACAAAUCGAAUCAUUUAUGGAAAAUAGAUUUAUUGCAAUGAAGAAUUAAUCCUUCUCUAGUUCUUAAAAAUAAGCUAUAGAAUCUAGUAGUUCAAAUAAAUUUGUUAAUGAUUCAUCUACAUAUUCAUAAUUCAAUUUUUCUACUUAAAAUCCAAGCUUUACUGAAGGAGAGAUGAUAGGUGCAGGAUCUUUUGGAUAAGUGUACAUAGCAUAAGAAAAUAAAACAGGCAAAAUCUAUGCUGUUAAGAAAAUUAACCUAAAGGGAGAUUUUGAAUAGGAGGAUUUAUAAGGAUUAAAAAGUGAAAUCGAUUUAUUAAAAAGAAUAAAACACAAGAAUAUAAUUAGAUAUGCUUGGAGUUAAUAAAAUGAAGAAUAUUGGUUACUCUAUUUAGAGUAUAUGUCUUAAGGUUAAUAUUCAUAAUAAUAUUAGGAACUUUAACCUAAUUGACUGAAAAGUUUGGUCCUCUCAAUAUAAACAUAGUUCGUACAUAUUCUGAAUAAUUGUUAUUGGCAAUUGCUUAUCUACAUGAUAAUAAUAUAAUUCAUAGAGACAUAAAAGGAGGCAAUGUAUUAUUAGGAGUGAAUGGUGAAGUGAAAUUAGGAGAUUUUGGAUGUAGUAAAAUAAAAGAGAAGACUAUAUCAAGAUCUAAGCAAGGGAGAGAAAUAUUAUAUUCAUUAAAAGGAAGCAUUCCAUAUAUGGCACCUGAAGUAUGAAAAUAUCUUAAUUCUAAAGGUAGCUACUUAAGAUGAAAAUUGUAGAGCAAGUGAUAUUUGGUCUUUUGGUUGUACUGUUCUUGAGAUGGCAACAGCAAAAAAACCUUGGCAUGAACAUAAUUUCGAUAAUCCUUUAAGUGCUUUACUUUUAAUAAUUUCUGAUAAUGCUCUACCAAGGAUACCUGAAGAUUUAGAUGAAAUUCUUAGUUAGUUUAUUAGAUUAUGUUUAUAAAGGGAUCACAAAUUAAGACCUACUGCUUAAGAACUACUUUAGCACAAAUUCAUAAUAAAUAAAUGA
Molecule: messenger RNA, 1474 nt
Organism: Paramecium pentaurelia
Lineage: Eukaryota; Ciliophora; Oligohymenophorea; Peniculida; Parameciidae
Source: the annotation of a GenBank genome assembly